UUUGACAUCUCUGAAGAUUUCAUUUCUACAUCCAACACGUUGCGAUUCUUCCAAAUGGUGGUCUCCAUGAUGCAGUCCAUAUGUGCAGUCUUCAGCAUCACUGUAAUGGUGAUGUCAGGCUACACUCAAAGUGCAAGUUUGGUGACGUUAAAAACUGCGAAUGCUGAUGUGCCUUAUGACACUUAUGACUUCACCACAGACAUCACCAAUCGCAUCUACAACGAUUCCCUCCUUAACCCUAACUCUCAGGAUUAUACCAUGAUGUACAAUGAAGUUAGCAAUGCGCUCAACAGUGUCUACGGCUGCCCCACCUGUGACACACAAACAUUUUAUAAAGGUGUAACAGCUAUGACCUUCAGUAACAAGACUGGAUCUGUGGAUGUUCAGGCCACCCUCGUGUUCUACUCAGACCAAAUAUCUUCCGUUGUGAUUAAAAACCUAUUUCUGAAGGCCAUCAGUGGCAGAAAUGAAAUAAUUGACCUGAAAAUCAACUCUAAAUUCACACAGGUCAUACCGAGAUCAGAUCCUGCACUGAUGACCACUUCCCAUCCAACCACUACUCCUACUACUAGCGCUACUCCAAAUAUUACAUAUUCAACUGCUCCUGCAAAUAUUACAAUCACUACUACUCCAACUACCGCUACAACUAAUCAAACAGCUAUUCCUUCAAUCACUCCUACCAUUACUCCUGCAAAUAUAACUGCAAACAUUACAACCACUACUAGUCCAACUACCCCUACAACUAAUCAAACAGCUAUUCCUCCAAUCCCUCCUACAAUUACUCCUGCAAAUACAACUGAAAAUAUUACAACCACUACUAGUCCAACUAACCCUACAACUAAUCAAACAGCUAUUCCUCCAAUCUCUCCUACCAUUACUCCUGCAAAUACAACUAAAAAUAUUACAACCACUACUAGUCCAACUACCCCUACAACUAAUCAAACAGCUAUUCCUCCAAUCCCUCCUACAAUUACUCCUGCAAAUACAACUGAAAAUAUUACAACCACAACUACUCCAACUACCCCUACAACUAAUCAAACAGCUAUUCCUCCAAUCCCUCCUACCAUUAAUCCUGCAAAUACAACUGAAAAUAUUACAACCACAACUACUCCAACUACCCCUACAACUAAUCAAACAGCUAUUCCUCCAAUCCCUCCUACAAUUACUCCUGCAAAUACAACUGAAAAUAUUACAACCACUACUAGUCCAACUACCCCUACAACUAAUCAAACAGCUAUUCCUCCAAUCCCUCCUACCAUUACUCCUGCAAAUACAACUGAAAAUAUUACAACCACAACUACUCCAACUACCCCUACAACUAAUCAAACAGCUAUUCCUCCAAUCCCUCCUACAAUUACUCCUGCAAAUACAACUGAAAAUAUUACAACCACUACUAGUCCAACUACCCCUACAACUAAUCAAACAGCUAUUCCUCCAAUCCCUCCUACAAUUACUCCUGCAAAUACAACUGAAAAUAUUACAACCACUACUAGUCCAACUACCCCUACAACUAAUCAAACAGCUAUUCCUCCAAUCCCUCCUACAAUUACUCCUGCAAAUACAACUGAAAAUAUUACAACCACUUCUAGUCCAACUACCCCUACAACUAAUCAAACAGCUAUUCCUCCAAUCCCUCCUACCAUUACUCCUGCAAAUACAACUGAAAAUAUUACAACCACAACUACUCCAACUACCCCUACAACUAAUCAAACAGCUAUUCCUCCAAUCCCUCCUACAAUUACUCCUGCAAAUAUAACUGAAAAUAUUACAACCACUACUAGUCCAACUACCCCUACAACUAAUCAAACAGCUAAUCCUCCAAUCCCUCCUACAAUUACUCCUGCAAAUACAUCUGAAAAUAUUACAACCACUACUAGUCCAACUACCCCUACAACUAAUCAAACAGCUAUUCCUCCAAUCCCUCCUACCAUUACUCCUGCAAAUACAACUGAAAAUAUUACAACCACUACUAGUCCAACUACCCCUACAACUAAUCAAACAGCUAUUCCUUCAAUCCCUCCUACAAUUACUCCUGCAAAUACAACUGAAAAUAUUACAACCACCAUAACUAAUACUAUUUCUACAUCUAUUCCAACCACUACUAUUCCAAUUGCUCCUACAACUACUCCUACAACUAUUCCAACUACUAUUUCCUUUACUACAAUUGACGAACCACUACCAGUUUAUGAUCCACUACCACUUGAUGAACCACUACCCCUACCACUUUAUGAUCCACUACCACUCGAUGAACCACUACCCCUACCACUUUAUGAUCCACUACCACUCGAUGAACCACUACCCCUACCACUUUAUGAUCCACUACCACUUGAUGAACCACUACCCCUACCACUUUAUGAUCCACUACCACUCGAUGAACCACUACCCCUACCACUUUAUGAUCCACUACCACUCGAAGAACCACUACCCCUACCACUUUAUGAACCACUACCACUUGAUGAACCACUCCCCCUACCACUUGCUGAGCCUACUCUCCUACCACUCAGUGAACCAUUUCCUCUAUCACUUGCUGACCCCUCACCAAUACCAUUCAGUGAACCAUUACCCCUACCAUCUGAUGAACCAUUACCCCUCUCCAGCAAUUUUGAUUCCUUUCCUAUUCCAGCCACUCUAUUCACUGUUCCUACAACUACCCCUACAAGCAUCCCAUCUACUCCUCCUCCAAAUACUUCUUCCAUUGCUUCAAUAAUUGGUUUUACAUCAAAUCCAUCCACUACUUCUACAGUGUUUUUAACCUCUGAUCCUCCAAUUACCUCUACCACUUCUCCUCCUACUUUCACUGUCUGUGACACUAUUUCAACCACUAAAAUUACAUCUACUACAAAUUAUGCAACUCUUCAAACAUCUACUACUCCAUGUACUACCUUCACUACUCCUAUAACUACUUCUAUAACUAUUGAACCCACCACUACUUCAUUUGAUUCUAACACUAGUCCUUUAACAACUACUGAAACCAUUACUACUACAGUUACUCCCUUCACUACUCCCGAAACCACUGUUACAACUAUUAUUUCUACAAUUUCUUCUUCACCAAUUCAUGACCCAGUACCAGAGCCUGAACCCCUACCAAACCCUGAACCAGUACCAGACCCUGAUCCCCUACCAGCCCUGAACCUGUACCACUACUUCUACCACAAACCCAACAGCAGUGAUACUGACACAGCAGUGGAAUCUUACUAGGUGGCCUUUUAGACACACGUAACCUGUUGGUUCAUCUUGUAAUCUUAAACUCCAUCAAAACGAACUAAACAUUCAGUUCUCCAAGCAGAAACAAUGUCUAUUUUUACCACAACAAAUUGUCCAUGGCAAAAAUCUAAGACAAAACACCUAACAAACAACCAUAUGCACAGGGUAAUAAUAAAUACUAUACAUAAUCCAAAAAAAAAAAAGGAAUUCUAACUUUAGGCCUUUUCAGAUUCAUACCAGAAUCAGGUCCUGUAAUCCAUUAACGUGUAAAUGAUUUCAUUUAUUAAUUCAGAUGAUUAAUUAUGGUGUCUUAGCAAAACAACUCCAAUCCCUAUUCCUACCACCACACUGCCUCCCAAACAUACUUCUACUGCUACUCCUUCUACUUCACCAACCACUACAUCAAAACUAAGGUUAAAAAUAAAAUAAAAAAGUAUUGUUACUUCCACAACUGCUUUUACAACCAAUACAUACAUACAUACAUACAUACAUACAUACAGCUCCAUAAAAAAAUAGCAAUUUCCUCCAAAAAACGUCUGAAAUGACAUCCACCUCUUGAUGCUAUUGGUUUGCCAGUGUUUCGUGUAGUGAUAGGAGGCAAAGAACCUAAACAACAAUUGUUAGAUCAAAAUAAUAUGAAAUAAUGCACAGAAAAUAAACAACUUUGACUAUAUUAUCUAAAAAUGUAUGAUAAGCCUUCAUAAUGACAGAACAAAACAGAGGUUAUACAUAGAAACCAUAAACUAAUGAAAGACUGAACACAAUACAGGUGCACACAUUGCACAACAGGAAUAAACCCAAAACAAAACCACAAUGUGAUUUUAAAAUCUGCACUAUUUCCUGUCUCUCAUUAAUAGCACGCUCAAAGACCUCUCAUGACUACCUCUAUCUCUAAAUGCAAUAGAUUUACAAGGUCUGGUUUAAUUUCCUCUCAGUAGUUUUGGGUAAACCAUCAGGUUUUUACGAGUGAAUAGAUGCAUUUGUAUGAGUGUUGCACAUCAAUGACAGACCAUACUGUUUUAUUAUAAAGUGUUCCAUAAACUGAUAAAACAGUUUAAUGGCUAAUUGCAUUGUUGCAUUUUGCAUGAGUUGCUCUUUAUUAGAUUUUUAACAUUAAUACUUGCUUUUAUUUUUUAUAUGAUAUGAGAACCUAUGUUCUAAAGCUUACAUCACAAUUGUAUAACGUGCAUCCCCUGUUCAGCAUCCCUUUACAAAGUUUCUUUACUUGUUUCUGUUUUCUUAUUAUUCCUUACUAUUUAAUUGUCUAUAUUGUCUCAAUGCCUGUUGUAAAAA
Messenger RNA from Clarias gariepinus (North African catfish), 4497 nucleotides. Its product is annotated as mucin-2-like. The coding region runs from base 55 to 3198 and encodes 1047 amino acids. NCBI's taxonomy places the organism in Eukaryota, Metazoa, Chordata, Actinopteri, Siluriformes, Clariidae. The transcript has 5 exons. The record is from RefSeq and is a predicted model, not a curated record.